AUGACUGACAAUGCUGGCGUUGAGGAGGAUUACGUGAAAUUGGAGUGUGGCGGGGCCCAGUGCCAGCCGGAAAUUUCGACGUCUGAUUGUUGCGAUGACGGAGGGUGGUUGUGGUCUUUGUGGUGGUGGGGGAAAUUGCUGCUCGUGGUCUUGUUUGUUGCCGUGUUUGGCGCGGUUUUCCUCAAAUGGAUUGGGCCAUUUUUUAUGGAUAAGGAAAUCAUCCCCAUGAUAAAAUGGGAGCAGAGAGCUUUCAGCACAGCUAUUCUAGGAGUCAUAGUGUUUGCUUCUCUGGCAAUAUUCCCUGUAUUUCUUAUACCUUCUACACCAUCCAUGUGGGUUGCCGGGAUGACUUUUGGUUAUGGUUCUGGUUUUCUGAUGAUCAUUGGUGGUGUUUCGAUUGGUAGUUCUAUUCCUUAUUUCAUUGGUUCUUUAUUCUACCAUAGAAUUCAUGUAUGGCUAGAAAGGCACCCAAAGCGAGCUUCUAUCAUAAGACUAGCUGGCGAGGGAAACUGGUUUAGUCAGUUUCGAGCUGUUUCCUUGAUCAGGAUUUCCCCUUUUCCAUAUGUCAUAUAUAACUACUGCGCUGUGGCUACGGAUGUCAAAUAUGCUCCUUAUUUGUUGGGGACUGUGGUAGGAAUGGCGCCAGAAAUAUUUGUCGCACUUUACACGGGCAUACUGAUUAAAACAUUAGCUGAUGCUUCACAAGAUCGGAAGUCUCUGUCAGUUUCGCAGAUUGUGAUGAAUGUGGCCAGGUUUUGCAUCAGUGUGAGCGCGACUGUAGCAGUCGCAGAUUGUGAUGAAUGUGGCCAGGUUUUGCAUCAGUGUGAGCGCGACUGUAGCAGUGACGUGGUACGCAAGAGGCGACUGAAGGAGCUACAGAUGCGAGAGGAGCUUUUGUUGCAGUGA
Messenger RNA from Salvia splendens (bonfire salvia), 906 nucleotides. RefSeq lists its product as uncharacterized. The transcript has 4 exons. The record is from RefSeq and is a predicted model, not a curated record. NCBI's taxonomy places the organism in Eukaryota, Viridiplantae, Streptophyta, Magnoliopsida, Lamiales, Lamiaceae. The coding region runs from base 1 to 906 and encodes 301 amino acids.